Trichobilharzia szidati is the source of this 1654-nucleotide messenger RNA. NCBI's taxonomy places the organism in Eukaryota, Metazoa, Platyhelminthes, Trematoda, Strigeidida, Schistosomatidae. The record is from the annotation of a GenBank genome assembly.
AAUCAGCUAAUGAGUAAUAAAUCGUUUCUGGGUGGUAACAAAAAUAGAUUUAAUACAUCAAUCAAGAAUCCAGUUUCACCAAUGGAUAAUUUAUUGCACCAUUUCAAGGAAGUGAAUCCAAUUUACAGAUCAGAAACGCUUUAUCAUAAUCACAGUGAACCUUGGAUAUCAAAUUUAUGCAUGGCAAACACAACAGCCUCUUCAAGUCAACUACCUUCAUUGUAUUCAACAUCUAUUGCGUUACCAGUGAAUGAUUCUAACUGGCACUCCGUCCUAAAUUCAAAGAAUUACAUUUCCAAGGUUCCACAAAUCGCCGACGAAAACACAACUUCAGAUGAAUCAGUUUCACUUGGAAAUGUGAACAAUGAUGUUUUCCAUCGUUUUAGUCAACCGAUUGAUUUAACGAUGAAUCAUCAAGAAAGUCAUCCAAAAUUGGAUAAUUCAAUGUCUUCUUUUGGUGAAGUAUAUCCACAAAGUCGAAGCACAAAUGAAGUGUGCACUGAUGAAACAUCUUUCAAUGACUGGAGUCAAUGCAGUUCGCUUACACUCCCAUGCUUAUUAUGCAAAACUGUUGAAAAUUCUCCACAUCAACUGCUAAAACAUCUAGAACAAAUGCAUAAUAUAAAUCCAAAUCAAUUUAAAACUUCACCUAGCCAAAAUUUUCAAGAUGUAGAAGUAAAUAAGCAAGUUGGGCAAUCUUUUAUACAGCUAAAUGACGACACAAUGAAUAAAUCAAGGCUUAGUCAAUAUGAUUCAUCUUCAAAUCAUUCCUUACCUAACCUGUAUACAUAUCCAAUAAAUUUUACAAGCUAUAAUAUGCAUUUAUUCAAUUACAUGUAUAAACUUAUAUCUGCUUAUAAAGAAAGAGAUGUCAGGGAACAAGUGAUUACAUCCAGUCAACCAGUACACUACACAAAUAUGGGAAAUUCAGAAGAUUUUGAAAAUGUAACCGGUGGUAAGCAUAAUCAAGAAUCCACUGUCUACGAUAACAUCAAUUCCUACUUAUUGCAUAACUAUGGAAAUACAAUGAUACGACAGGCGAAGUCAUUUGUUGAAAUUAUAUCCGGCAGAAAUCUACUACCUUGCCUGAAUAAAAGUGCAGAGUUUACAGUAGAAAACAAACUGAUAGAUGAUGCUAAAAUCGUCGAGCAUCCUAUUCUCCGUCAGUGCCUUUUAGAUUCCAAUAAUGCUACUAAUAGUGAAAAUAAUAUACUAAGCCCACCACCUAAACUGGUAAUCAGUAGAAGACGUGAUAUGUGUGAAUUUUGUGGAAAGAUAUUUCGUAACAUUAGUAAUCUCACUGUACACCGACGUACUCAUACCGGCGAGAGACCAUAUCACUGUAACCUAUGCCCCUAUGCAUGUGCUCAAUCGUCAAAGUUGAAAAGACACAUGAAAAUACACACUAAACAGCAGCAUCAACAGAACUGUAAAUCCAAUUCAAGUAGUUGUAUGAAAUCCUUAAAUGAAAGGCGAUUCUCUUGUGUAUAUUGUGGUAGGAGAUUCAAAUUUCUUGAUAUGUAUGAAUCUCACUCAGUAUGGUGCAGGUUGGGUGCUUCCAAGACUGAAAUUAGUAAUCAUUUGAUUUAAAUAUACAUGUAAAAUUAAAAGUAUUUUACAAGUGAUACUGUGCAUAAGAGGAUCAAAAAGAGAG